AUGCAGUCCUUACCAAUCGGCCCGAAGGGCAUUGCAAGCAUGGAUGAUUGUAUCUAUGACCGAUUAGCUGCCAUAUACAGCCGAACACAUCAGGGUGACCUGAUCCAGUGUUUUGGGGGCCAUGAGCAUUCGGUACAUUCAAUCUGGUCUGUUAUCAAACCACAGCUCAACUUGCAAGAGUUCAACUCAUACCGAAUGUUGCCCCACAUUGCCCUCGAUGAGCCGACUUCCCCUUCUCAGCUUGUCAACAUCCACGAGUUUCAUCAACCCGUGUCGUCCGUCAUCAUUGGGGUUGCUAUAAGUCUUGGAAGCGGACUUUCAGACUCAUGUUUUGACGAGUUCUUUUGCUUUCUGCUUUUACAGCAGAUUGCACGGUUAUCCAAUACCUUAGUGGCCAAACAGGCCAUUAAAAAUUCCUCGGUUGCAGAAGAGGUGGUUGAUCUUGUGAAUGAUGAACUGCUGGUCCACCCCUCGAACUCCCAAUGGAAUACCGUGGGCCGAGAAUAUCUCCUACAAAGAGUCUCUUUCUUCACCUCACGUGGAUUGACUAUCGAAAUGUGUUUGCCUGCUUUUCCUUGCAAAUCCUCCAACCCCAACAAGGUUGCCGGAGCACUUCCAGACCGCGGCGAAGAGCUAGCCCUGCGGCGGCUCUAUUCGGUUUCGCGGAGACUGAAAUCUAUAUACGAGCCUGGUGUGAGGAUUUGCAUUAUAAGUGAUGGACAUGUCUUUAGUGACUGCAUCGGAGUGGAUGAUGACCAGGUGGACGAGUAUGGCCUCCGGCUGCAUGAGCUCAAUGAAGCCAUUGCCACCCAAGAGCAACAGCCUGGGGAAGUCACAUUCCAGUCUCUGAAAGACAUCUUCCAUUCUGCCCCCAAGGAUGUUCUCGGGGAGACAAGAGCUUGCCAAAUAGAGCUACCCACCCUUGAACACUUCCUUGACACAAACAUCUCAACUGAAACCGAAUUUUGCCGCCAAAGCUUAACACUGGCUUGUCAGCCAGACAGAAACUCUUUGAGAUCCCAGAUCAAGGGCCAGGACUCCGCAAUUGUCUCGCUAUACCGUGGGUUUUCACGGUUUAUGCUGGAGGAUCUUGCAUUGCAUCCUCGCUCACAGGCGAUAUCACGAUCACAGAGGAAAAAGAUCGCCGAGAAAAUAUCAUUUGAGAUGUUGUUGCGCAACCAGGCCUACUCCAAUCUCGUGGAAUUGUUUUUUCCCAUGCAUGUCCGACUUUCGAUCCACGCUCAUGUCAACUCCGGUCCCAAAUUUGGCAUCUCGCUGUUUGAUCGAUCGAAAACCCGCGUGAUUGACAAUUUAGACGACCUGUCGAUCAUUGCAAAGCCGUCCCAUGACCUUUUGCAUAUUCCAACCCCAUGGCACAAUUGUGUUUUCCAGGUUUCGGGGAGCGACUUCACGUAUAUCGCCAAAUCAAAGGUGAUUCAUGAGGCUCGACUGUCAAACAUCAUUCAAGCAGACUGGGUGAUGCACGAUCGGGAGGGUGCUACAGGAGGUUAUUUCCAGAUCGAUGCCCCUGUCCAUACUGAGACAAGUCAAAUCACCACUAUGAGCACAGCCAAGUCGCCGAUCGUGUCAUCUGUUCUUGAAAAGACUUCUCCUACAAUUGCAGAUGUCACUGCCAACGAAACAAAGACCAGCAAGUCUUCUCGGAACGCUCUUUUCCGUGGGAUCAAGAGGCUAUUUCGAUAUAGGAUUCGGGGUCUCCAAUCGCGCACCCUCCACCCCCAUACUCCAGGAGAAAUGGGUCCCAAAUCCUAA
Penicillium mononematosum is the source of this 1773-nucleotide messenger RNA. RefSeq names its product isocyanide synthase family protein. NCBI's taxonomy places the organism in Eukaryota, Fungi, Ascomycota, Eurotiomycetes, Eurotiales, Aspergillaceae. The record is from RefSeq and is a predicted model, not a curated record. The transcript has 2 exons. Bases 1 to 1773 code for a protein of 590 amino acids.